UACUUGUAUUUUUGAAUAAAAACACAUUCAUAAUUAAUUUUGUUGAAGUCUAGAAUGAAGUAGUUGUACCUUAAAAUUAGAUGUCAAAACCUGAACCGACCCAAAAAACAUUUAUUUUAAAUUUCGAGUUGCAUUGAUACAAUACUUUAGAAUGACUUAAAUUUGAAAUUAGAUUCGACUCGACCUCAAUGCAACCGACUCAGAUACCCACAUUUGACGCCUCUACUUAAAUUGACUCAUGGCUCUCGUAUAUAUUCCAAGGAUGUCCAAAGAAAAAGACCAACUUGGCUAAUUACAAUUCCUCUUUCUUAUGCACCAUUUGCCGCGCUCUAUCUGUUUCCUCUGUUUCAAAUUUCUGUAAAAAAAAGUUCCAAAAACCCUUUCUUCCUCAAUCAAAUUAACCCAAACCCCAUAAUUUUUUUUCAUAAAACAAGAAAUUUCAAUGGCACCCACUUCAUUUCGUAAAGCAAUUGGAGUAGUAAAGGAUCGAACAAGCAUCAGUAUUGCAAAAAUGGCGAACAAUGUUGAUCCAGAACUUGAUAUCUUGAUCGUCAAAGCAACAAAUCACGACACCCAUAUCCCCAAAAUCAGAUACUUUUCUGAAAUCUUGCGUAAAACAAUGAUUUCAAGAGAUCUUGUUAAAGAAUGUGUGUGUUUGAUUUCGAAACGAAUUGAGAAAACCCAUGAUUGGAUUGUUGCGUUGAAGUGUUUGAUUCUUGUUUAUCGAUUGAUUGUUGAUGGUGGGAGGAAUUUUGUGAAGGAGAUUGCUUGUGCUAAUGCUAGUGGUAGAAUGUUGAGUAAUAUGUGUGUUUUUAGAGAUGAAGCGCAUUCAAAUUCUGGGGAUUACUCUGAUUUUGUGAGGAAUUUUGGGAUGUUUCUUGUAAAGAAAGUUGAGCUCAUGGUGUUCGACGAAAUGUGGCUGAGAAGAAAAGUGAAUUCUUCUGAUGAUUUGAGGAGAAUGGAAGAAAGGGAGAAGAAAAUGGAGGAAAAUCACUUGAGGGAUGAGUUACUACUUGAGAAGGUGUUGAGUAGGAUGGAGAGGUUACAAAGGUGUCUUCAACGAGUGCUUAAUAUUCGAUGUUCGAGGUGCGUUAAUGGGAAGUAUAGAGAGCUACUGUUUCUUGCUCUUACUCCUGUGAUUGAGGACAGUUUUGUUCUGUAUGAAGAUGUAUCUGGUGGUCUGUCAUUCUUGUCAGAUUGUUUCUGGGAGAUGGAGUAUCUUAAUUCUGUUAAGACUUAUGGGACUUAUGCUACUGUCGCGAAGCAGUUUGAUGAUCUUGCUGAGUUCUAUGGUUGGUGUAAGGGUGUCGGGUUUGAUAAGCCGUCUGAUGAGUAUCCUGAGGUUGAGAGCAUUAGUGAAGAACUUCUAAGGUCAAUGGAGGAGCUGGUCAAGAAAAGGAUGAAUGAAACGAAGAAUUAUAAAAAGAGUAGUUCGAAGAUGGCAGAACUGAUGAAUAAGAUGUCAGAGAACAAUGUAAAUGCUAUGAAUGGUUAUGUUCAGGAUUCUGAUGCCAUAGGAAAAGAUAUGGUGAUCGUGAAGGUCAAUAGUGAUGCAUCAUCGGCUGAGGAGAAAGGCGAAUGUAUGGCAUUGUCUUUGAUCCACGAGGAUCAAAACGACAUAGUUAUAAACCCGUGGGAAGAAUUUUCUGAUAUUGUUGAAUCACACAUUGCUUCAGAUUGGGAAACUUCAGCUGCUAAUACCAAUAAUGAAGACUGGCAGAUGGUUUUGGUGGCUUCAGCUGGUAAUCUGACUGAGCAAAAGGUUAAUUUUGGUGACAGUUUUGAUGCUGUUAUGCUAAAUGACAUGUAUGAUCAGGGUGUAGUAAAGCAGUUUACUGGUGGGAGUGCUAGCAGCCUCGCAUUGCCUUGGCAUGAGGAGAGAAGGACUACGGUUUUGGCAUUACCGAGUACAGAAGGGUCAGUUCAUAUGGUAAAUCAGGAUCCAUUCACAGCUUCUCUAGCAGUUCCGCCUCCUGCUUAUGUUCAGAUAGUGGAGCUGGAGAAUAAGUUCCAAUUGCUGCAACAAGAACAGAAGAUUUGGGAGGAGUAUGAGGCUAAUGGGAUGCAAGGUCAAGUCAGUCGUGUGCUUAGUGGAUCCACCACAGACAAUGCUACUCGUCUGCAGGAAAGGAUGCCUCAUUUGACAUCGUCCAAUGACUUGGGGCUGCUUUAAGUCUAACCCUUGGUGUAAUGUAAGAAAUACUGCCUUUAAAGAGAGUGCUUGAACACAAAAAAAUGCCUCUUUUUUUGUCUAGUACAUACAUACUUCUUAUACCAUACAGAUAGUCUAAUCAUAGUUGAGAUGAAUUCAUACUUACAGUUGCGAAACAGUUAAGGGAAACA
Molecule: messenger RNA, 2343 nt
Organism: Chenopodium quinoa (quinoa)
Lineage: Eukaryota; Viridiplantae; Streptophyta; Magnoliopsida; Caryophyllales; Amaranthaceae
Product: putative clathrin assembly protein At2g25430
Exons: 1
Coding region: 443-2173 (576 amino acids)
Biological process (GO): clathrin-dependent endocytosis; vesicle budding from membrane; clathrin coat assembly
Cellular component (GO): clathrin-coated pit; clathrin-coated vesicle
Molecular function (GO): clathrin heavy chain binding; phosphatidylinositol-4,5-bisphosphate binding; 1-phosphatidylinositol binding
Source: RefSeq, a predicted model, not a curated record